AUGCCCACCCCUCUCCACACAACCCUCCUGACACUACUCCUCCUCCUCAUCCCCCUCACAACCCUCCGCAUCCUCUCCCUGCUCCCCGCCUACCGUCCUCGCCCUAGACCCAAACUCCGCGGCACGCCCACCCGCCUGCUGAUUGUGCUCGGCAGCGGCGGCCACACGGCGGAGAUGUUCGCGCUGCUGCGAGACCUGGAUACAGAGAAGUACAACUGGCGGAGCUACAUCGUGGGGGAGGGGGACAGGUUCAGCGCCGCGCGGGCUGAGGAGUUUGAGCGGGGGCUGAGCGAGCGAGCCCGGGCUCAGGCCACGAGGACACGGAGGAAGAACGGGGCGCUGGAAGGCGAGAAGGCGGAGCAGGCGCACGCGCACACGCAGCAGGGGAGCCGGGAAGCAGAAGAAGAGACGCAGGGUUACGGCGGUUAUGAUGUCUAUACCAUCCCCCGCGCCCGCGCCAUCCACCAGCCCCUCUCCACGACCCCCCUCUCCGCUCUCCGCUGCCUGCUCGCCUGCUUCGCCGUCCUCCUCCGUGCUCCUAAUGCGGAGCGCGGGCCUCCGGACCUGAUCCUUACGAAUGGGCCUGGCACCGGCGUCGUGGUUGUGCUGGCGAGUUUGAUCCUCAGGUUUUUGGGGGUGGGGCAGGAUAGGAUGAGGACUGUGUAUGUGGAGAGUUGGGCUAGGGUGAAGGGUUUGAGUUUGUCGGGACGGUUGUUGGUCAGGGUUGUGGACCGGGUGCUGGUGCAGUGGGAGGGGCUUGAGGGUGUUGGAGGACGGGGGGAGUUUUUGGGUGUGUUGGUUUGA
Messenger RNA from Coniosporium apollinis CBS 100218, 804 nucleotides. RefSeq lists its product as uncharacterized. The record is from RefSeq and is a predicted model, not a curated record. Gene Ontology annotation, biological process: dolichol-linked oligosaccharide biosynthetic process. NCBI's taxonomy places the organism in Eukaryota, Fungi, Ascomycota, Dothideomycetes. The transcript has a single exon. The coding region runs from base 1 to 804 and encodes 267 amino acids. Gene Ontology annotation, cellular component: UDP-N-acetylglucosamine transferase complex.